AUGAGCCGAUCAGCUAUCCAUCAGAGAUUUUACGAGCGGCUUCGUGAUGCAAAUGCCGCCGGCGUUUAUCGCCGCCCCUUAGAGGAAAUGCCGUUCCUUUCAAGCGACGGCGUUGAGUUUAAACUCAGCAAUAAUAAUAAUCAGAAACCCUCUGGUGGUGAUAACCUCAUUACAGGGGAUUCUGAUGACUCUGAUUUCAACGAGUCCUUCCUCAUCACAACCUUCCUCAUCACAACCUUCCUCAUCACAACCUUCCUCAUCACAACCUUCCUCAUCACAACCUUCCUCAUCACAACCUUCCUCAUCACAACCUUCCUCAUCACAACCUUCCUCAUCACAACCUUCCUCAUCACAACCUUCCUCAUCACAACCUUCCUCAUCACAACCUUCCUCAUCACAACCUUCCUCAUCACAACCUUCUUCAUAUCAAGAUAA
Fusarium poae is the source of this 435-nucleotide messenger RNA. RefSeq lists its product as uncharacterized. The record is from RefSeq and is a predicted model, not a curated record. NCBI's taxonomy places the organism in Eukaryota, Fungi, Ascomycota, Sordariomycetes, Hypocreales, Nectriaceae. The transcript has a single exon. Bases 1 to 435 code for a protein of 144 amino acids.